Molecule: messenger RNA, 3674 nt
Organism: Pantherophis guttatus
Lineage: Eukaryota; Metazoa; Chordata; Lepidosauria; Squamata; Colubridae
Gene: TYW1
Product: tRNA-yW synthesizing protein 1 homolog
Biological process (GO): wybutosine biosynthetic process
Molecular function (GO): 4 iron, 4 sulfur cluster binding; FMN binding; catalytic activity
Source: RefSeq, a predicted model, not a curated record
UUAAUGUCCUCUUCCCAGCAUGCCGGGGGUGGAAGGGUGCAAAAUGGCUGCGCCUGGGAGCUCGUGGGGCGAGUGAUGGGGCUGCUUGGGAAUAACCCCCCCCUCCCGAAGCGAUCCCGAGAGAACCAGAAAAACAUUGUUCGGUAGGAUCGGGAAUUGCUGCUUGGAAGGGAAGACAUGGAUACUCCUGCAGAAACCUGGGACAAUCUCCAUGCUCACUUAACUUUCCUUUGGCUGAACCGAUUUUACCUCUAUUCAUGUGCAGCUUUUGGAAUCAGCCUUUGGUUUUGCUUCCAGUUCCUCAACAAAGCCAAAGAGCAGAACAAAAACCGCCUUGCAGAAUUAAACCUUCCUAAAAUCCCAGCUGCUGAAAAAGAACAGCAGGAUCCAAGCCUUGGCAAAGUCCAUGUAGCCGGAGUGAAGGUAUUCUAUGGUUCCCAGACUGGAACAGCAAAGCGGUUUGCACUGGUACUUACUGAAGCUGUUGCCUCCAUUAAUUUGCCAGCAGAAAUUAUUGACAUGCAAGAUUAUGAUCCAGAUGACUCUCUCAUAGAUGAGAUAAGCAGCCAGAAUAUCUGCAUGUUCUUAGUUGCCACUUACACUGACGGCAAACCAACAGAAAAUGCUGCAUGGUUCUGCAAGUGGCUGGAAGAGGCGGCCAAUGACUUCAGAGUUGGCAAGGCAUACCUGAAGGGCUUGCGAUACGCUGUCUUCGGUUUGGGAAAUUCAGUGUAUGCUGACCACUUCAACACUGUGAGCAGGAACGUUGACAAGUGGCUAUGGAUGCUGGGUGCUCGACGCAUUCUGUCAUGCGCUCGAGGGGAUGGCAAUGUGGUGAAAAGCCAACAUGGAAGCAUUGAGGCUGAUUUUGAGGUUUGGAAGGUCAAGUUGCUCACGAGGCUUCAAGCUCUUGCCAAAGGGGAACAGAAGGCCUGUAGUGGGAAAUGCAAAAAAGGGCCAUGUAGAUCCAAAUCAAAAGUGAGCCAAGAAGCAAAAGAACAAGAGACCUCAAAUCAUGUGGAGAAAGACGAGGAGGAUUUCUUUGAAACCACAAGCGAGGAGGAAUCUGAUAUAGAGAAUGGUAGAGGUGCAGAUCAGGUUGUGGAUGUUGAAGAUUUGGGCAAAGUGAUGGGCCAAAUGAAGAAAUCUCAGAAAGAGCAUCAGAUUGACGGAGAGGUUCCCAUUGGAGUUGGAACUCAACAUAGCAGAAAGGAGGAUGAGAGAAGGGAGAUGAUCACUCCUGCUCUUCGAGAUGCACUCACAAAGCAAGGUUAUAGAUUAAUUGGGAGCCAUUCUGGAGUGAAGCUUUGCCGUUGGACAAAGUCGAUGCUUCGUGGGAGAGGAGGCUGUUACAAGCACACUUUUUACGGCAUUGAAAGCCACCGCUGUAUGGAGACCACACCGAGCUUGGCUUGUGCUAAUAAAUGUGUCUUCUGUUGGAGACACCACACAAAUCCUGUUGGCACAGAGUGGCGAUGGAAGAUGGACCAGCCAGAGAUGAUCUUGAAGGAGGCCAUUGAGAACCAUCAGAAUUUGAUCAAACAGUUUAAAGGAGUCCCUGGCGUGAGAGAUGAUCGCUUCAGAGAAGGGAUGGAGGCCAAGCAUUGUGCACUGUCUCUUGUUGGGGAGCCAAUCAUGUACCCCCAGAUCAACCAGUUCCUAAAGCUGCUGCAUCAUCGCAACAUUUCAAGUUUUUUGGUUACAAAUGCGCAGUUUCCAGAGGAAAUUAGGAAUCUCCAGCCUGUCACACAGCUGUAUGUUAGUGUGGAUGCCAGCACCAAAGAUAGUCUGAAGAAGAUUGAUCGACCUCUCUUUAAAGACUUUUGGCAGCGGUUUCUAGAUAGCUUGCAAGCCUUAGCUGAAAAGCAUCAGCGCACCGUAUACAGGUUAACCCUGGUGAAAGCUUGGAAUGUGGAGGAGCUGAAAGCUUAUUCAGACUUGGUGUCUCUUGGCAAGCCAGAUUUCAUAGAGGUUAAGGGCGUGACAUACUGUGGGGAAAGUUCAGCCAGCAACCUCACCAUGGCCAACGUCCCUUGGCAUGAAGAAGUGAAGCGCUUCGUGCAAGAGCUGGCUGACCUCCUCCCAGACUACGAAAUUGCCAGCGAACACGAGCACUCCAACUGUCUCCUCAUUGCCCACAAGAAGUUCAAGAUCGAAGGGAAAUGGCACACCUGGAUUGAUUAUGAUCGCUUUCAAGAAUUGGUCCAUGAAUAUGAACAGAGUGGAGGAAUUAAAACAUUCACUUCUGCUGACUAUGUAGCACUGACUCCUCCUUGGGCAGUGUUUGGAGCUCAGGAAAGAGGCUUUGACCCAACGGAUACAAGAUUUCAACGAAAAAACAAAACAAAGGACAUCUCCGGAUGCUGACCACUUUCAAAUUGGACCAUUUUUAAGCCAGAGCUAGGAUACAAUCAGAAUUUUUGGUUUGUACACUAACAUCAGAAAGUGUUGCGUAAAACUUGAGACUUCUAUUUCUCUUGGGGAUAUCCAAAGUGGGUUUUUUUUCUUUUAUUCUACCCAGAGGAAAAUGGUAAGUUAUAUGCUUUUUAAAAGGCAGGAAGAUGCUAUUAAUUUAUCCUUCUCAUAUCUCUCAGUGAGAGAGAGAUAUAGGUAGUCCUUAACUUAUGAUCAUAAUUGAGCCAGGAAUUACAUCUGUCGUAACUUUGAACAGUCGCUAAGCAACUGAUUGUUAAGUGAGGACCACCUGUAAUUUCACUUUCCACCCCUAUGCAUCCUCCUUAUUUUUCCAUUUCUCAUUCUAAUCCAGAAGUGGACAGUUGUGCCCUUUCAGGUCCACAAUUUUUUGCAGUCCACACAGCACCCAGAAUGGUCAUGGCCAGGGGAUUUUGGAGAACCGGUAGCGGAAAUUUUGAGUAGUUCGGAGAACCAGCAAAUAUCACUUCUGGCUGGCCUCUGAGUGGGGUGGGAAUGGAGAUUUUGCAAUAUCCUUCUCCUGCCACGCCCACCAAGCCAUGCCCACAGAACCGGUAGGGAAAAAAUUUGAAUUUCACUCCUGGUCAUGGCCCACAUUUUGUAACCUGUUUUUGCCUAUUCAUGUGGCAUGAUCAUCUGGCGUGCUCCCUUCAAGCCACCACCACGCCCAAAUAAAAAAAAUGGAUCCCUUUUCCUAAUUAAAGGUUCCCUUGAGAUAAGUGAGGUACCUUGAGACAUAUCUGUGGCCUGCAGAACUAUUUUUAUUUUCUUCCGUAAAAGUACCUGAAAAGAUUGUUGAGUCAUGCAAUACUGGAAUGUGAAGGGGAUUUCCCCUGUUUCUCUGAAUAUCUGUUGCAACAAUCCUUAUUUGCGCCACACCUGGCCUGAAUUGGCCAUCUAAAAAUGUUUGAAAAGACCUGCAGCCACUGUGGCCCAGUGGUGUAGGUGGGGGCAAGCCUAUUGAAAUACAUGUGGUCAUUUUGCUAGAAAUUUAGCUACAAUAAGUUAAACAAAAAGUAUCCCAUUUCUUGGUGUGUGGAUAUUCCCCCCCCCCCCCCGCCUCCAUCUGGAUUGUUUAGUUAAAAUUAUUUGCAUUUUCAAAUGCAACUAACAUUCUUUUUCUUAAUAAUUUCUGCCCUAAGUAAUAUUUCUUGAAUUUAUACCUUUUGCUACCUGCUUUUAAAAAAUAGUUCUUAAAAUUUUGAAAGCAAGCAGAAUAAACUUCUGAAUUUCAUACUUAC